Molecule: messenger RNA, 2270 nt
Organism: Kickxella alabastrina
Lineage: Eukaryota; Fungi; Kickxellomycota; Kickxellomycetes; Kickxellales; Kickxellaceae
Product: DNA repair metallo-beta-lactamase-domain-containing protein
Exons: 1
Coding region: 79-2238 (719 amino acids)
Biological process (GO): protection from non-homologous end joining at telomere; interstrand cross-link repair; double-strand break repair via nonhomologous end joining
Molecular function (GO): 5'-3' DNA exonuclease activity; damaged DNA binding
Source: RefSeq, a predicted model, not a curated record
CAGCCAUAUUAUUUUAUCUUCCCCUAUAUAUAUAUUUUUUAAAAGCAAAUCACUCAAAUUCACACAUACUCACACUCUAUGAGUUCAGAAAAUGACGCGCACGCUUGCUCAACCAAACGCAAAAUCGAGGCAGCUGACCCACCUGUCACUGUGCCCAUAGAAUCAAAGUCGCCAAAGAACCCGCGGCGUGCAGAUAAUGCAGAGACAGGAGAGAUCGUGGUUUGCCCGUUGUGCCAGGCCACGCUGUCACACCUAUCAGCUGAGAAGGCCGAGCUGCACGUCAACGGGUGCCUAGAUGUGGUGGUUUUAGAGGAGAAGAAGGCCAACCGGUCCAGGCGGAGUAUCACCGCAGCACUGCUGUCUCCAAAACUCGCUUCAGCCAAGGAUCAGAAAGUUGCGCAGUCCUUCAAAGUGGAGAUGCUGGCUGCAACGACCGAGAAAAUUUCCCAAGCCUUAGACCAUUUAGUAAACAGCAGCAGCAUCGAAGCCAUGCUUCGGGAGAUCGAACUGGUCUCUUUUAAGCCCGAGUCUCCGCCCCAGGGCGCCUACACAUACGUUUAUGAGCUUCCUUCCGAUAGUGUCACUCGGCAGCCAGCAAUGCCACCGCGCAGCACUAACCCUAAGCGGCAGCCCAAGCCCCUGCCGUCGUACAAGCGAAUGCCCGGAACAACCUUUACCGUUGACGCAUUCAAGUACGGUAUUCUGGAUUUUUGCACCGCAUACUUCCUCACGCAUUUCCACUCCGACCACUACGGCGGGCUCACCAAAGGGUUUACAGGUGAUAUAUACUGCUCACGCAUCACCGCAAACUGCAUCACUGCAAAGUAUGGCACUGACCAAAGCCGGAUCCACGCCAUGCCCAUGAACACCAGGUGCAUUGUGCAAGGCGUGUAUGUGACCCUGAUAGAUGCCGAGCACUGCCCAGGCGCGGCCAUCAUUCUGUUUGAGAUUCCGGGAGGUCCUGGCAGCCAGCCUACUCGCAUCGUGCACACGGGUGAUUUUCGGGCGUCAAGGAGCCAUGUGUACCAAAUACUCAAGGUAUUUGGCACUGACCUUACUGUGCCAGUGACGCCUGAGCUUUUAGACUCGGCGACAGACAGUUUUGAAAGUAAUCUGUCAGACAUGCACGAGAUGCCGGUAAUUGACUAUAUUUAUCUCGACACGACGUACUUGGAGCCGACUUACUCUUUUCCCAAGCAAAGGCAAGUCAUAGACACUGUAGGUCGCUUUUGCCAUGAUAUAUAUCGAGAUCCGGGAUACUUACCGAGCCAUUUGAACAAUGUCCGUAACAGUACAAAACAGUCCGGACAACUGAACCAAAUCGACUCUGAAAACGCAAAUACACUCCAAUCGCCAGCGCCACCAUUGGCAACAAAGAUAUCGCUGAUAACACAAUGGUUCCGGCCGCUGCAGAGGCCAUUUGCGCCAAAGCUCGACAGCACGACAAUCGCGGUCACUAAUUCUGGCUACAAGAGAAACAACAUCUUGUUUGUUGUCGGCACAUACACAAUUGGCAAGGAGAAGUUGUUUAUCGAGAUUGCUUGUCAAAUCCAGUCCAAAAUAUUUGUGAGCAAGGACAAGCGCAAACUGCUCGAGUGCAUUGCGAGCCCCAGCGUUCUGGCACUGCUCACGGACAACAUGUAUGACGCCCAAGUCCAUGCUGUUUCUCUAGGCAUGAUCAAUAUGCGCGGCAUGGCUGAAUACUUGGCCUCGCUUCAGCCCAAAUCAAAAUUUACCAGCAUCGUCGCCUUCAGCCCAACUGGCUGGUCGCACGCGGGGCCAUACAUCCCAGGCCACAGGGAGACGCUGUCCCCGAUAAUCCCCAAAACACCGUCUGCUGCCGAGUUGGACUUGGUUUUGAAAACAGGAUCUGUCGAGGCCCUUUCGAGUCUGCUCGCGCACUCGGCGCACACUGGCGACGACAAGCAGCGCUUUGGCUUGGACAAGCUAAAACCCCGAGGCUCGUCAAACAAAGUGACUAUAUUUCCGGUCCCUUAUUCUGAACACUCUUCUUUUGCCGAGCUCGCGCGCUUUGUUUGGUCAUUGAGGGCAGGGCAGGUCAUCCCAACCGUGUUUUCUACCAGCGACAAGAACUACCAGGCCAACUGCUGGCUGCGUCACUGGCACGAACUCAAAACCUUGUCUGAAUCCCGAAUUUGCCAGGGCAUCGAUGGGGCAAGCACAGCCAAGCGCAGUCAUUGUCUUCAGGUAGCCAAGUUGGACAUGCUGCUAGAAUGAGAAAAUGUUGGAUAUAACGUAAACAUAUUUAG